Molecule: messenger RNA, 1394 nt
Organism: Annulohypoxylon truncatum
Lineage: Eukaryota; Fungi; Ascomycota; Sordariomycetes; Xylariales; Hypoxylaceae
Product: kinase-like protein
Exons: 2
Coding region: 169-1311 (380 amino acids)
Biological process (GO): mitotic DNA damage checkpoint signaling; protein phosphorylation
Cellular component (GO): nucleus
Molecular function (GO): ATP binding; protein serine/threonine kinase activity
Source: RefSeq, a predicted model, not a curated record
CAACCCAUAAUCACUAUAAGAACUGAUUUGCAUACUAUUGAUCAAAUUGGUAACCAUUCGGAAGGAUCUGAAUAGCCUCAUAACAUCCCGCAUCCACCCCAAGAGAAGAACGGCCUGUUUCAAAUUGGUCAAAAUCAAACAUCGUUGAGCGCAUUCUCAAGUUCCAAAAUGGAGAUAUCUCACGAAACAUUCGAGGCCGAUCCGUUCAAGCGUCUCAGAAAAGAGCCACUGGGGAAGUCAAACUCGGCGGUCUGGGAGGUCGCGCGCGAGUCCGAUGGGAAAGUCUAUGCGCGCAAAGAGUUUUCAGAAACGGGACAUCGCAAGAAGGAAUGGUUCGGAAAUAUUAAGAAGGAAAUUAGUAACAUGGCUAAAGCCAAGCAUCCCCACAUUGUUAAGUUUUGCGGAAGCCAUUAUAUCGAGAGUUCCCAAAUCAUUGGCCUUCUCCUGCUCCCAGUUGCUGAGAUGAAUCUUGCCGAACUCUUCGACCGGUUGGACCGAAAACAGUACAAUGAUGUUGAACAGCUUGAAGUUCGCAGGAAAAUGUGCCGGUGGCCACCAUGUCUCUUCUAUGCUAUGGAAUAUCUACACCGCACAGGUCUUCGUCACAAAGACAUAAAGCCUAGCAAUAUCCUUAUUAAGGAUAAUCGAGUCUAUCUCGCCGACUUUGGAAUUUCGUACAACUUUCGCAAUGAUAAUACCUCCAAGACCGAUGGCCCAAUCGGUGCCAUCACUGAGCGCUACAUUGCCCCCGAAACCUAUGAUGAGCAGCCUCGUGGAAGGGCUUCGGACGUCUGGGCACUAGGCUGCACCGUACUAGAGAUUUGUACCGUCGCCUCAGGCGAGAAUUCUAUAGGGGAUUUGAACAACCACCUCAAGCAAGCUCGGUACGGUCGAAAAACGCCAUUUUGUCGAUCCGCAUAUUUCGUAUUCGAUUGGAUAUUCCUGCUUCUAUCGUGCCCUGGGCAAGACGACUUGUGUACACGCCCCAUUCAGAAGAUGCUACAACUCGCCUUCCUUAUGCUUGACCCUAAUCCCAAGACACGAAUCAGUGCGCGACAGUUAGUCGAUCUGUUAAACCCACUGGGAUCGAACCCUUUCGACUCUGUCGGCCGGUUGGCUUGCGACGAGUGUAAGCGAACAACCCUUGUCCCAUCGCAUGAUGCCACACCCCAUUCUGUGUUCAAAGAAGAACAUAACGGAGGCACGUACAUACCAUUGAAGGACGGUCUUUCGUCUGAGAAAGAAAAUCUCUGGGAGGAGGUCAAGCGGCGAUGGCUGAAGAGCCAUAUUCCAUGGAAUAUCAGAACCUGAGCUCCGUUUCUUCGCUCUCAAAAUAUAUCCAUCUUCCAGGUGCUAUUCGAUGAUAACCAAGUGAGUUGAUAUUCCUCGGAAUC